This is a messenger RNA of Saccoglossus kowalevskii, 789 nucleotides long. RefSeq names its product snake venom 5'-nucleotidase-like. Gene Ontology annotation, molecular function: metal ion binding; 5'-nucleotidase activity; nucleotide binding. The record is from RefSeq and is a predicted model, not a curated record. Gene Ontology annotation, biological process: AMP catabolic process. Lineage: Eukaryota; Metazoa; Hemichordata; Enteropneusta; Harrimaniidae. Gene Ontology annotation, cellular component: plasma membrane.
AAACGCAGGCCGAGGUUGAGAAAUGGAAAUCUCGUCUCGACGCCGAGACUUCCGAGAUCAUAGGCGAAAGUUAUGUUUACUUAGAUGGCCGUGCUAGCUCUUGUCGUCUGGAAGAGUGUAACCUAGGCAACCUAAUAACAGGAUGGUGCUGUAUACCAUUACAAGAAAUUGGAUCACAGAGACGUGAACAUGGUAAUAUGGAACAGCGAUAGUAUCGGAGACUCCAUUGAUAAAGGGAAUAUCACCGUCGGUGACGUCAUGAACGCUCUACCUUACGGCAACACGCUGGAUUUGCUUGAACUACAGGGUGUGUACAUCCGCGAGGCACUAGAAUAUGCCGUGUCUGAAUACGACGGAGUUACACAGCAAAACAGAUUUUUGCAAAUGUCAGGUAUACGAGUGACCUAUGACCUCACCAAACCAGCAUAUUCUCGGGUAUCAACAGCAGACGUUGUAUGCACAUAUUGUGAUAUACCUGAAUCAGUGCCCUUGGACGAUAACCUUGUGUACAAACUGAUAUGUAACAACUACCUUGCAUCGGGUGGCGGCGGCUUUGAUAUGAUAAACGACAAUAAACUAUCUCAAAUUACAGGUGCUGAUGAAAUUGACGUCAUUGUCGAUUACAUUUCAACCUUGACACCUAUGUACACUGGUAUAGAAAACAGAAUUAUCUUUGCUGAGGAAAUAGAAAAAUGUGACGUCAGCUCAUCUGUAAAACAGAACAUUGCAACUUUUGCAAUAUACUUGGUAGUACUGAGCAUGUUAUUAAAUACAGGACCAGUUUGGUAG